UACAUAAAAUAUAAAAUGUAAAGAAAGUAAAUUAAAAGAAACAUGAAAAUAUAUAGGUGACAUACGAUGCUUACGCUUCCAACAUUCCGCGCCGGAACGCUUGCGCGCGCAUCGUAUUGUUAGUACUGAACGAAUAUUUGUAUACUGUAAUUACAACGAUUUUUAAUUUAAAAGGAAAAUGAAACUGUUAACACAUAAUAUGUUAACUUCGAAAUGCUUAAAAGGCGUUACUGUAGGUUAUCCUUUAGGGAUCAUCGCAAAAGAUAUCAAAGUAUCGGAAGUAGACUUCAAUUCAGAAUUUAUAGCAAGGAUCAUACCAAAAUUGGACUGGACAACCUUGUGGAAAGCUGCAGAAAGCAUUGGACAUGUUGGUGAACUUCCUCAAAACUUAAUAGAAGAUUAUGAGAAAAAUGAAGACUUUUUAAAAAAGGUACACCAUGUGCUAUUAGAAGUAGAAGUUAUAAAUGGAGAUUUACUGUGUCCAGAAUCUGGUAGAAAAUUUCCUAUUAAUGAUGGGAUACCUAACAUGCUUUUAAAUGAAGAUGAAGUCUAAAUUUUAUAAGAAAAUUUAUUAGUCAUAAAAUCAUACAUUAAUACAUGUAUAAAAUUCUUGUAUAUUAUUAUUAAUACUGAUAUUUGCCAAUAGAAUAUAAUCUUUAUGUAUUCAAAUUAAGGACAUGUAGCAUAGAGUUCUGUAUAGAGUAUUGUGUUUUACAUUCUUAUAAUUUAAUUCUUUUUUAUUUUCUAUAAUUAUAAAUUAUAAAUGUAGAUAAUACUUUUUAUAUUGUUUUAAGAUUAUGAUAUAAAAAGAUACAUUUUAAUAGAACAUAUACAACUGGAACAAUUACAGUUUUGACUAAAUUUAUUAGAGAUAAUAAACAAGUUCGAUUGUUUUAUUGCACAAAUAUGUAUAGAUACAACGAAAUACAAUUUUGUUUUAUCACUUGCAAUAUUUAACACAUACCACUAUUGUUAGCUAAAAGUUUACUAUUUUUUUAUCUAUAAAUGUUGAUUAUUUAAAUGUUUGAAAAAUCUAUUAGGAAUGUGAUACAGGCAUAUUCAUUUUUCUAUCCUUAUAAAAGUAAAAUUAUAUUAAACAUUAUGAAAUAUGAAGAAUAUAUUCAAAUUAGAAAUUUUGAUGAAAAUACACAAAUUCAUUUUAUUACUUUCAUAUAUUCGAUUAGAUCUGUAGUCUAUUAGAAAUAUCACACUUAUAAGUAGAAAAAUACAUGCUAAGUAAUUUAAUUAUUUAUUCAGAUAUUAAUUAUGAAAAAAAUAUUAUUUUUGAUUAAAAUUAUGUAAAUGCAUAAAAUAUGUUCUAAAUAAUUAAUGUAAAGAUAAUAAGAGAGAGAGAGAGAGAGAGAGAAAGAGAGCGGUACACAUAGUUUAAAAUACUACAUUUACUAUAAUGUAAUCUAAACAACCUACUAUAGCAAAUAAUGAAUUCAUGCAAUAAAGUAUUAAAUGAAACUUUUCUUACUAAAUAGAAGAUAUUUUCUGUUAAUCUUAGUAAUAUAUAUUCACAUUAUUUGCUGUCUUAUACACAUUGAUAUACAUUCACCAAAAUGUUAUAUAAUAUAAUAUCUCAAAAAGUAUAGAUGUGCUUAACAUUAAAA
Messenger RNA from Vespula pensylvanica (western yellowjacket), 1616 nucleotides. It is a transcript of the gene Trmt112, whose product is annotated as multifunctional methyltransferase subunit TRM112-like protein. NCBI's taxonomy places the organism in Eukaryota, Metazoa, Arthropoda, Insecta, Hymenoptera, Vespidae. Gene Ontology annotation, molecular function: protein heterodimerization activity. Gene Ontology annotation, biological process: peptidyl-glutamine methylation; rRNA (guanine-N7)-methylation; tRNA methylation. The transcript has 3 exons. The record is from RefSeq and is a predicted model, not a curated record. Bases 179 to 553 code for a protein of 124 amino acids.